AUGCUGACGGAUAAGUUCCUUGGACUGCAGUCCAUUUUCUUUCGCCUUCUGGGUCUGGAAUUGCUGGACGAGCUGGAUGUCAGUCAUCGAUAUCCCCGGCGAAGCAUCUGCUGCAUCCUCUCGGUGGCCACCUUUUUACCUCUGACCAUCGCAUUUGGCCUACGAAAUAUCCAAAAUGUGGAGCAAUUAACCGACUCCCUCUGCUCGGUUCUUGUCGACUUGCUGGCCCUCUGCAAGAUCGGCUUAUUUCUGUGGCUAUACAAGGACUUUAGGUUUCUUAUACAGCAAUUUCAAGGUAUCCUGCAAAGGGAAAUUCAAUGGGAAGUCGGUAAAAAAAUUGUCUCCAACGAAAACCAUCGGGAUCAGUUUAUCAGUGCCCUUUACAGCUACUGUUUUGUGACGGCCGGGUUUUUAGCCUGUCUGAUGUCACCUUUGUCCAUGUUGGUCAGCUACCAUCGAACAGGCCAACUGCAGCCGGAUUUGCCCUUUCCCAGUGUAUAUCCCUGGAACAAUACGCAUAUUUUCAACUACUUCGUUUCAUAUUUCUGGUGUGUAAGUGCUGCUCUGGGCGUGGCUCUGCCCACCGUUUGCGUGGACACUCUGUUCUGCUCUCUGAGCCACAAUCUCUGUGCUCUUUUCAAGAUUUCCCGUGAAAAAAUGAUGCAUUUUGAGGGCAAAAGUCUUGGAGAGACACGUGAAAACCUGGUGCACAUAUUUAGUUUAUAUGAAGAGUGUCUGCAACUGGGACAUUCCUUAAAUGGAUUCUUCAGGCCGCUCAUCUUCGCCCAAUUUGUGGCGGCCUCUUUGCAUUUGUGUGUCCUGUGCUACCAACUAUCUGCCCAUCUCCUUCAGCCAGCCAUGCUUUUCUACGCCGCUUUUACGGCAGCCAUUAUCGGCCAGGUUUCCAUUUACUGCAUUUGCGGAUCGAGUGUCAAUACGGAGAGUCAGCUUUUCGGACAGGCCAUCUACGAGAGCAACUGGCUUAAUCUUCUGGAGGAAAACAGCCAGCUUGUGAGGUCUUUGAAGAUAGCCAUGAUGCGGUCGAGAAGAGGAUGCCCCAUCGAUGGUUACUUCUUCGAGGCCAAUCGGCAGACACUUGUAAUGAUUGUGCGCAGUGCUAUAUCCUACGUAACGCUCCUCAGAUCGCUGGCCUAG
Messenger RNA from Drosophila takahashii, 1155 nucleotides. RefSeq names its product Odorant receptor 98b (gene Or98b). The record is from RefSeq and is a predicted model, not a curated record. NCBI's taxonomy places the organism in Eukaryota, Metazoa, Arthropoda, Insecta, Diptera, Drosophilidae. Gene Ontology annotation, molecular function: olfactory receptor activity; odorant binding. Gene Ontology annotation, cellular component: plasma membrane. Gene Ontology annotation, biological process: sensory perception of smell; detection of chemical stimulus involved in sensory perception of smell.